This is a messenger RNA of Eruca vesicaria subsp. sativa (arugula), 1560 nucleotides long. Lineage: Eukaryota; Viridiplantae; Streptophyta; Magnoliopsida; Brassicales; Brassicaceae. The record is from the annotation of a GenBank genome assembly.
AAAUUAAUACCGAAGCAUCACCAUUCACCCACUUACAUUCGAGCAUUUUACAGGGAAAGAUCUGUGAGCUCAUACGUUAUCAUCAAUGGCCAAGGAGACAGUGUGUGUAACCGGAGCCAACGGUUUCAUCGGAUCCUGGAUAAUCCGAACAUUACUUGAAACUGGAUACACCAAAAUCCACGCUUCUAUCUACCCAGGAUCCGACCCGACUCAUCUCCUCGAACUACCAAGAUCCGACGAGAGAAACACCGAGAUCAAGAUCUUCGAAGCCGAUCUCCUAGACUCCGACGCCAUUGCCAGAGCCGUAGACGGAUGCUCAGGAGUGUUCCACGUGGCGUCACCCUGUACGUUGGAUCCACCCGAGAAUCCAGAGAAGGAGCUGGUCGAACCGGCGGUUAAGGGAACGAUCAAUGUGUUGUUAGCAGCUAAUAGGUCCAAUGUGAGGCGCGUGGUGAUCACUUCCUCUAUCUCGGCUUUGGUUCCGAAUCCUAAUUGGCCGGAAGGGAAACCCGUCGAUGAGUCGUCGUGGACCGAUCUCGAUUUUUGCAAGUCCAUGCAGAAAUGGUAUCCAAUUUCGAAGACACUAGCUGAGAAAGCGGCUUGGGAAUUUUCGGAGAAGCAUGGAACCAACAUCGUCACAAUCCAUCCAUCCACAUGCCUCGGACCACUUCUGCAACCCAGCCUUAACGCAAGCUGCGCCGUUCUGCUCCAGCUCUUACAAGGCUCGACCGAGACACAAGAGCAUCACUGGCUCGGUGUGGUGCACGUGAGAGAUGUGGCGAAAGCUCACGUGAUGCUGUUCGAAACACCUGAAGCUUCUGGUCGGUUUCUAUGCAGUAACGGGAUCUAUCAGUUCAGUGAGUUCGCUGCUCUUGUGUCCAAACUCUUCCCUGAGUUUAAUGUUCACGGGUUUGAUAAAGAAACUCAACCUGGGCUUACGUCGUGUAAAGAUGCGGCUAAGAGAUUGAUUGAGAUGGGGUUGGUUUUUACUGCGGUCGAAGAUGCGGUUAAGGAGACUGUGGAGAGUCUUAGAGACAAAAGCUUCCUCUGAACGAAUAAAAUAUCUUCUGAGAGUUCCAAACUCUCUGAGUUUUAUUGUAUAAAACAAGUAUAGGAACUAAAAAGUAAACUGGUGGUUUCAUAUGAUGCAUAUAUGUAUGAGUACAAUGUAAUAUUAUCAUUGUUGUUGUUUGUUGUUUGUUGUCUGUGAGGUUUUACCAUGCUCAGGGUAGCUUACUACGAUUACAGAAUCAGCUGGACGAAGCAGGAGCAUCUGGCUGGCUGGUUCUCUGUGAUUGCGUUCUGAAACGCAGGAAGAUCGUUAUAUGACUCGUACAUUUUGCAAGAGUCCGGUACGGUUCCUGUCGACAUCCAAAUGAAAAACAUGAUCUAUCAUAUUGCACAAGUACAAACCAAGUGAUCCGAAGCGAGGAUAUCGUCUAUGUAUUUACAAUAGGAAUUAUGUGCGCAUGGCGUCCCUGAUGUGUAAGACCCUAAGUAAAUGUUUAUAAAUUUUUUUCUUUUUGCAAAUUUGGAGACCUUUUUCUUUGUAGUGUUUUU